Molecule: messenger RNA, 807 nt
Organism: Dioszegia hungarica
Lineage: Eukaryota; Fungi; Basidiomycota; Tremellomycetes; Tremellales; Bulleribasidiaceae
Product: peroxisomal biogenesis factor 11
Exons: 7
Coding region: 1-807 (268 amino acids)
Biological process (GO): peroxisome fission; regulation of peroxisome size
Cellular component (GO): peroxisomal membrane
Source: RefSeq, a predicted model, not a curated record
AUGUCGCGGCUCGCAGGACAGCUCAUAAUGCACCCCCAGAUCACCCAGGGUCUGGGGCUCGUAGCCACCACAAUCGGGCGGGACAAGGUCUUCCGGUUGAUCCAGUAUACUGCUCGCUUGCUGGCGUGGUCCAUGAUGCGUCGAGGGGAUAUCGACGGCGCAGCGAGAUUCGACGGGCUCAAGACGGGUCUCGCGAAUGUCCGAAAAGGCAAGCUGUUCCGACCUGCCGAGUUCUUGCAGUCGGCGGUGAAGCUUUCCGCACGGCCAGUUACCAGCCUCCAAGGCCCCGGCCAACUCGCACACGUCUCGCAGAUCGUCAAGCAGCUGCUCAUGGCGACGUACUACGGUACCGACAUGCUCAUCUGGUUGACACAGGUCGGAACCUUACGACUAGACAAAGAGCGCCUCGCUCGGAUCUCGCGCAUUUCCCAAAAAGCCUGGCUGUUCGGUAUCCUCUCCUCCCUCGUUUCGUCCGGCUCAUCACUCGUCAAGCUGCGUGGCGACUCGAGGCGGUACAUGCUCUCGCGAGAAGUGGCGCGGAGGGAGGCUGUUGCGGAUGGGGAGAAGCAGGGCGGUGAUCGCGUAUCCGAGGAGGAGGACCGACGGGAGAAGGGCAGGGCAUUGUUGCAACAACGCCAACAGAUCCUCUCGCAGCUCGUCAUGGACGCCUGCGAUGUCUGGAUUCCCGCUACGAAUGUUGGGUAUACGAACCUGAAUGACGGGGUUCUCGGUGCUCUUGGUACGAUCACCUCAUACAUGGCCCUUCAGACCUUGUGGAUCAAGCACGCCGCGGUAGCUCGCAAGUGA